Molecule: messenger RNA, 7780 nt
Organism: Magallana angulata
Lineage: Eukaryota; Metazoa; Mollusca; Bivalvia; Ostreida; Ostreidae
Product: low-density lipoprotein receptor-related protein 2-like
Molecular function (GO): calcium ion binding
Source: RefSeq, a predicted model, not a curated record
GAUCAUAUAUGGAGUUUAUGACCCGCCAGCUUUGUUCAACUUGGCUCAAAUACCCCAGACCCAGACGGAUUUGAAAUAUACAAGUUACCCUCUGAGUGGGUAUGUGAAUGUUCGAAGUUUAGCAGUGGACCGAAAGCAAGGCGUCGUCUUCGUGGCCUCCCAGUCCAACAUCCAUGCUGUCCACAACUACAGUCUACAGCAAACCGACUCGUCUGCUUCAUCCAUAGUGUUCCAGGGGAAAUCGGACGAUACAGGGGAAAUAGCCUUUGAUUACCUCUCCAACAACUUGUAUUGGUGCGACUCACGUCUGAACUGGGUUGCCAUGAAACCGGCUUACAGCGACAAUUCGUCUCUCUACAGAGUACUGGUUCAGGACAACUUGAACAAACCGGAAGGACUCGCUUUGGAUCCCGUGGAUGGGUUCAUGUUCUUUUCUGACAACAACCCAAAUGGCCGCAUAACCAGAGCUUUACUGGAUGGAAGGAACGCCACAGUGAUCGUAUACCGAGGACUGGUUCGCGUCUCUUCUCUUACUGUUGACCCAGACAACGACCUCCUGCUGUGGGCAGACACAGUGCGGUUCACGGUGGAGAUGUGCCAGUAUGACGGGUCCCAGAGGAGGGUGGUCCGAAGGGCUAACCUGGUCUCAUUUGCAGGGUUACAGUUCUACCAGAAUGUUCUACACGUGGUUGAUCCCGGAAAUAGGUUUGUUCGUGGACUCGACAUGCUGUCGGGGGUAUUGGUAUACGAUUCUUACUUUACCAUGGGAACUCCUACAACUCUUGCUGUUUAUGACACAGAAAAUGUCCCGAGCAUCCUUGAUCCCUGCUCCUCAGUACAGUGUGGACAAAUCUGUGUGAACACUCCAUCAGGUCCGACCUGUUUAUGCUACGAAGGACACGACCUGGCCGAGGACGGAAGAUCUUGUUUAGAGAGGUCUUUGUUUUAUAGUAAAGGUUUUAUAAUAAGCCAUGAAAACACUUUUGAGAUGAUCGAAAUUUCAUCAGUCAAUGGAAUUGUGAAAAGUUCCCCACAGCUGAAAGACACAGAAGCAAUUAUCCAUUCAUUUGUAGUCAACGCAGACAAAGACCUUAUUUACUACAUUGACAGUAAGAACAAUGUUUUGAAAGAACUGGAUAUAAAAACCCAGCAAAUCCAAACCCUUACAGCUAUUAGUAAUGGAAAAAGUUUAGUUUUGGACUGGUAUCGGGGUAUCCUGGGUUGGGUCGAUGUUGAAUCCUGGGAAAUUAUUGCAUUCAGUCUGAAUUUAGAAAACAUGACAACAAUUUAUACGGGACUUCCACCAAUAGAGUCUAUGGCAGUGGAUCCCCAUGAUGGGAAGCUGUUUUGGAUAUCCGGUAUGUCACCGUCUACAAUUAUGUGCGGACAGUGGGAUGGUUCGUCACCAAAGUCGCUGUUGACUUCUGCUGAAGUUUUCUCUCCAAGAGGACUCAACUUUGAUGUCACGAAUGACAGGUUGUUCUGGAUUGAUGGAUCUUUAAUAAUGAGUUGUAAAAACAACGGUUUGGAUCUUCAGACGCACAGUUUGGCCAUUGAUGCCAAAGAAGUAUUCUCCUACAAGAAUUUGUUUGUUUGGAUGAACAACAACCAGCUAUAUUUUGGACUUCAAAGCACCAAUAGAUAUUACAGCUAUAUCAAUAUUUUGGGGAAGGCUACACAUUUUGCAAUUUAUGAUUCUCUUCUGCAGAGAAACCUUACAGGUUCUUGUCAAAUUGCGAAUGGGCAAUGUGAGGAUAUAUGUGUGCCAAUGGCGGACGGACGCAUGUGUGACUGCGAUAUUGGACUUCACCUACAGAACGACUCUCAAGCAUGCAAAAACGUGCUUUAUGACGACAAUUUCAUUCUUGCGGCCGACCGAAUCCACGACCGAAUAAUUCAGGUUGACCUCGAGAGCGGUAAUUUGGUAAAAAUACCAGUUAAGGUGGUUGGUGUCACUGGAGUUGCUUAUGAAAAAUCCACCGGCACCAUCUUUUACACAACUUCUAAGGAUUUGUUUUCUGCCAGAGUUGGUUCGAUUUCCCUGCGUGGAGACAGAGACCCCGUGACUUAUGCCACAGGCUUCCAAUAUUCUGAAAGUUUGGCGCUCGAUCACUCCACUGGAAACGUCGUCUUUGCGGCAGUGAUGACAGCAGGCCAGGUAGCGUCAACAGGCCAGGAUUUCAUCAGAGUUAUUCACCGAAAGUUGCUUCUUCAGAAAACUUUGUUGGAAAAUCUUGAUAGACCUAGAAGCAUUGCUCUCUUUUCGUCCAAAGGAUUGAUUUUCUGGACAGAAGUUGAAGUGGAACGUAUUGGUAAAGCUUUCAUGGAUGGAACAUCUAAGAAAUAUAUUAUCACAAAUAAAAUUCGCUGGCCAAAUGGUGUAGCUAUAGAUUUUACUGCGGAAAGGCUGUACUGGACUGACGGUUUUAACGAAAUCGUAGAGUCCUCGGAUUUAAACGGUGGGGAUAGGAGAGUUGUAUAUAACGACAAGUAUGCUCAUCUUAGGAGUAUCGCUAUAGAUGAACAGUUUAUAUAUUACACAGGAUAUAAUCGUCAACGAAUAAUGAAGGUAGAUAAGACCUCAGAAAGAAGAACCAAAUUCAUGGAUAGUUAUCCCGAACUCAAUGUCUUAGUUGGACUUCAAGUUUAUUCAAACAAUUACACUAUUGACGUAAAUCCUCUGUGUUCGAGAAAUAAUGGACUUUGUAGCACGUUCUGUUUUCCAACACCCACCGGAAGAACGUGUGGUUGUCAAGACAACACAGAACUUCUUUCAGAUCAGAAAACUUGCGAAGGGGUUUCCGUCUGUCCAACAUCCCUGACAAAUUUACAGUUACUGGACUGUGGGGCAUAUUCCGGACAAACAUGUGAAUUUGAAUGCAAGAACGGCCUCCAGAACAACAUAUCCUUGAAAUGUAACGCUUUGGGUCUAUGGGAACCAGACCCCGAUUCACUUUGCAUAGCCAAGACUCCUACCACCCAGACCUCUAAUAACUCUCUGAUCGCUUGGUUGGGAACAGUUGCUAGUCUUACUCUGGUCGCAGUAAUUAUCAUCAUCGUGUCCUGCAUGAAAAGGAAAAAUUUGAGUGGGGAAGAGUCCGAGCGUCGGUCUAGAGAUACAGCUUCUAUCCCAUCUUCGACCUACCAUCAACAAAACAAUGUGUACAUUACCAACUCCGGGAGGUCAUCAAGUGAAUAUGACAAUUUAGAUGAAAUGAUGCUGAGAUAUUUUAGUUACAUGGAAUUUGACGGGGAGUAUUAUUCGGAAAUCAACAACGUGUUCAACUUUGACAGUACAACUGUUACAAAAGAAAAGGGUAUCAUAUAUGGAGUUGAUAGUCCUCCAUCUUUGGUAACUCUUACCAAAAUAACCCAAUCAAGUGAUGAAGCGCUAAAUUACACAAUAUUUUCUACUGACUUUGGUGUUCGAAGCAUAGCUGUUGACCCGAAAUCAGGAGUUGUUUUUCAAGCGUCUGGCAAUACCAUCUCUUCAAUUCACAACUACAGUCUUUCAAAUAGUAACAAUUAUCUUACAUCGAUCGAGUUUAAUGGAAAGUCGAAUGAUGUAGGAGAAAUAGCAUUCGAUUUCCUUUCGAACAACCUAUUUUGGUGUGACUCGCUUUUAAAUUGGAUUGCUAUGAAACCCGCCUACACCCAUGUGCCACAUAUGUAUAAGGUCGUGGUGCAGGACAACAUACGACGACCCGAGGGGCUUAUUCUGGAUCCUUUAGAUGGAUAUAUGUUCUUUUCGGAUAAAAACCCAAAUUGUCGCAUCACUAGAGCUUCACUUAACGGUGAUAAUACAACAGUAAUUGUGUACAAAGGCUUGAUAUAUGUACCUACCUUGUCUAUUGACCCUGACAACAAGAUGAUUUACUUUGCCGACACAGUCCGAGACACCAUCGAGGUCUGUGAUUACGAUGGAUCCAACAGAAGAGUAAUACGUAGAACGAACCUCGCUACCAUCAACGCUAUACAAUAUUACGAGAGUGCUAUAUACACAGUUGGAAUUCCCAAAAAACAAGUCCGAGGAUUUAACUCGUCAUCAGGAAAAAUGAUGUACAGUAUGGAUUUCACUCUUGGAACACCUUGGACAGUGACUGUCUAUGAUUCAGAAAAUCUACAAAAUUUUUCUAAUCCAUGUUCUUCAAAACAAUGUGAACAGAUCUGUGUGAACACUCCCGCCGGUCCAUCCUGUUUAUGUUACGAGGAAUUUGAUCUGGCACUGGACGGCAUCUCCUGCAAUAAUUUGGUUUUGGACUGGCAUUUGAAUCUUCUGGGAUGGAUCGAUGUUGAAUCGUUUGAAUUGGUCUCAUUCAACCUUAGUUCAGGAAAUCUUUCCACUAUUUAUUCAAGUCUUUUCUCUGAAGAAUCGUUUACAGUUGACCCAAACACAGGGUUAUAUUGGUUGGAUGGAUCAUUGAUUAAAAGUUGUUUAAAUAAUGGGUCUGAUAUCGUGACACACAGUCUUGCUACAGAUGCCCAGAAAUUAAUAUCCUUUAAGGAAUACUUUGUUUGGAUAACUGCAAAGGAACUUUACUAUGGAUUGAAGAGUACGAACAUAUUCUAUAAAUCGUUAGACAUGUCGGAGGUUCUACAAAAUAUGUCCAAUUUAGUGGUGUAUGAUCCCUAUUUACAAAACUCCAGAGCAGAAUCCUGCCACGUCUUGAAUGGUCAGUGUGGAGAUAUAUGUAUACCCCAGCAAGAUACACACACGUGCACCUGCGACUUAGGUCUUCAACUACAAAACGACUCGACAUCGUGUGAUAUUACUGUCUUUGACUCCAAUUUCAUGCUUUUGACCGACUUAUCUCACGAUAGAAUAAUCCAAGUCGACAUAGAUACCGGUACAUUGGUCAAACUGCCAUUUGCUGCCAUAGGAGCAACAGGAAUCGCCUAUGAAAAACAGUCCGAUACAAUUUUCUUCACAUCGACUGUGAAUACGUUUACUUCUAAAAUGAUGUCCGUUUCUCUUCACGGAAAAAAGGGCAUUGUAACAUAUGCAACAGGGUUUCACAGCUCAGAGAGCGUUGCAAUUGAUUACUCGACGAGUAACCUUUAUUAUGCUGUUAAAAUCUCCUCAACUUCCUCCGGUCAGGACAUGAUCAGAGUUGUUCAACAUGCAACAUUUCUUGAAAAAACAUUGCUAACCAAUCUGAAACAUCCAAGAGAUAUUGCGCUGUAUCCUUCAAAAGGAUUGAUGUUUUGGGUUGAAGUUGAAAAUCCAAAAAUUGGAAAAGCAGCCAUGGAUGGAACUUCUAUGGAGUCUAUCGUAACAAGCGAUAUUACAUGGCCAAAUGGCAUUGCAAUAGAUUAUACAAGCGAAAGACUUUACUGGACAGAAGGUUAUUUUGAUUGGAUAGAAUCUUCAGACAUAAAUGGUGAAGAUAGAAAAAAAGUGCUGUCGGACCCUGGCGCUCACCUAAGAAGCAUUUUUGUGGACAGUCAGUUUAUAUACUACACUGGAUACAAUAGGCAGAGAGUCGUAAGAAUCAAUAAAACGUCAGAAGCAGAGGCAAGAGUGAUGAAGAACUACCCAGAGCUGGGGGUUAUUGGCAGUGUUAAAGUUUAUACAGACAACGAUAUCGUAGACGCCAAGGAGUUUAUUAACGAAUCUGAUGGAGACCAGAUGCAGAGAGAAGCGGAGGAUACAAUUAAAGCAUACGGAAAAAACCAAUACAUUACCCACCAAGAAAAUGCACCCGAAGAAGAUACAUAUGCCACACUAGAUGAAAUGAACUUCAAAGAUUUGGGUUAUAUGGAGUUCGAUAAACAUUAUGAUCCUGAUGUGUAUGGUGGAUUUGUGUUGGACGCAGCAGAUGAAUAUCUCAAGCCUUCUGUCGAGAGAAAAGUAGUGGAUAAUGACAUUGAUGAAGUAAUUAUGUUCUUUUCUGAUAACCACCCUAAUGGUCGCAUCAGGAAAGCGUCGCUGAACGGAGAGAAUUCAACGGAUAUUGUGUUCAAUGGCAUAGUACACGUUCCAUCCCUUGCUAUUGACACAGAAAAUAAGCAAUUGUAUUGGGUAGACAUUGUAAAGGAUACUGCCGAGGUCUGUGAUUACGAUGGUUCUAACAGAAGAGUGAUAAAUGUCCUACAUUUAGUGAGCGAGGAGAAAGGUCUUGUAAGAGGAAUCGAUGCUUUUUCUGGUGUAUACAGUUAUAAUGUAAAUUUUAACCCAGGAAUCCCGACUGCUCUAGCUAUUUUUGACACAGAAAAUCUUCCAAAUCUUCCAGAUCCCUGCUUCUCAAAACAGUGUGGACAAAUCUGUGUGAACACUCCAUCAGGUCCGACCUGUAUAUGCUACGAAGGAUACGACCUGACAGAGGAUGAAAGAUCUUGCAAAGAACGACCCCUGAUGUACAGAAAAGGAAUUUUGAUUAGUACUCACAAUGAGUUUGAAUUUGUCAACAUUGCCUCCAUCAACAACAUUUCCACCGCCUCACAAAGCUUCAAAGACUCAACAGCAAACAUAACAUCGUUUGCCGUUGAUGCUGUCAAAGCAAAGAUAUACUAUAUUGACAAGAACAGCGGUGCGUUAAAACAAAUAGACAUGAGAACUCAGCAAAAAAGUGUGUUGACUAACAUGCGGAGCGGAAAAGGAACCUGUCAGCGCUUUAAUGGUGGGUGCGAGGGGAUAUGUGUUCCUCAACAAGAAGGUUGUAGGUGCGAGUGUGACGUGGGUCUUCAAUUACAAAAUGAUUCACGAACGUGUAACAGCAGCGUCUUUGAAAGCAAUUUUGUACUUGUGACCGAUAGCACACACGACAGAAUCCUUCAAGUUAGCCUUGACACUGGGGAGCUAAACAAAAUACCUAUCAAUGCAACUGGGGCCUCUGGAAUAGCCUUUGACAAAUCAACACAGACAGUCUUUUUCACAUCCUCGAAAUAUCGAUUUUCCUCAAAAGUGAUGUCUGUUCCACUUCACGGAGAACGUAAAAUAAAGACAUAUGCUGCAGGGUUUCGAUAUUCGGAAAGUGUUGCUCUCGACCAUUCAACAGGAAACAUCUACUUUGCGGCAGUGACAUCACCGGAACCAGAUUCAAUUAGAGUUUUAAAUCAAGAGACGUUAGAACAGAAAACAUUGCUCACCGGUGUCCAGGGCCCAAGAAGUAUCGCGCUUUAUUCUUCAAAAGGGUUUAUCUUUUGGACGGAACUAGGAACUCAACGUAUUGGCAGAGCUCAUAUGGACGGAACAUCGAUCCAAUAUAUUGUUACAGUUCAUGCAUAUUGGCCCAACGGCGUAGCCAUAGAUUUUACAGCCGAAAGAUUAUAUUGGAUUGAAGGUUUCCUUGACUACAUAGAAACGUCCGAUUUGAAUGGUGGAGACCGGAAGAAUAUAGCAGUCGACUCGUUUUCUCACAUGAGGAGUAUUUUUGUGCACGGGGACUAUGUUUAUUACUCAGGUUUCAAACGUCAAAAAACACAAGAAAUCCAGAAAAUUCAACAAAUAAAUACAGUCAGACCUGCAAAUAUGGACACAGAAACUGAUAUUAUUGCCGAUCGAGAGGGGAAAAGACCGGUGUCAGAAGGAUAUUCCAGUUUGUACGAGGGAUCGGAUUACGGCUACACGUGGUUCGAAGACGUGUUCGAUCCAGUAAACAUAAGCAAUGGCUCAAUGGGCGGCGAUGUGGUUUCAGGAGGAUACAUAGAUCCCACUUCAAGGGGAGAAAAUAUGAUGGAGUCUGGCGGCAAUAAUCAUAUUAGGGAUAGAGUGACGAACACGUAUACAAGUCAAGUAUCACCGAUACUCAAAACAGUUGAUAGAAAUUUAGAGAUGUGA